UUUUUUUCAAAAGUACUACAAACAUCCAUUUUGUAAAGUGUCUCAGGGUGGUCUUGUCUAUGAGGAAUUUUUUUCUCAUUGCAUCGCAUAUUUGAGGAAUUUUCUCAAUCUCCCGGACUUUGACACGUAGGUGGAAUUCAAGCUGGAUUUGUGAACUUGAUCUUAUUCUAAACCGGACUUACUGGAGGCAGUAGAUGCUACUGUAACGACUUGGAUUGGAAUAGGACUCUACUCUUCUGAAUUCAGACUAAACAUUAGCAAGGAUGGAGGAAAUUUCUGGUACUUUACCGAUUGCCGAACAUUCGGCAGCUGGUUUUAACUACGACGAUUUAUUCCCGGCUCUCCCCGAGAGUUCAACCCCGGCACCGCCAAUCCAUAAUGCAACAACCAUGAGAGUUGGAAGCAGCGUUGUGACUCAAGUGUUUCGUGUCCCGUAUAGCGAGCGCAAGUUUGAUUCGGAGAAAUUUGGUGAAGGUGAAUCUCUGCGCACGUGUCAGAACAUCAUGAAGGACACUGGGGCACAUAUUGAGAUUUCAAGUGGAAAGGAUCUCUCGUUGACUUUCUUGAUUUCGGGCAAGCAUUCGGAGGUUCUUGAUGCACGUCGCAAGAUUCUCGUUCACUUCCAAACGCAAGCGAGUAAGCAAAUUCCCAUCCCGAAGGAGCAUCAUCGGUGGAUUUUGGGGAAGAAGGGUGAACGUCUCAAGGAGCUGGAGAAGGUGACGUCUACUAAGAUUUCCGUACCCAAUAUCUCCGAAGAUAGUGACCUCAUUACAAUUGCUGGCACAAAGGAGGGCAUCGAGAAGGCAGAACAUGAGAUAAAGACCAUUAGUGAUGAGCAGAGUCGCAAGGCAAUGGAGAAGAUUGUUGUGCCGAAGGUCUAUCAUCCCUUUAUUCUUGGUCCCUUCAAUGAGAACCUCAAUAAGAUGAUUGAGGAGACUGGGGCACGUAUUAACGUUCCACCGCAGUCCGUGAUGAAGGAUGAGAUCAUCAUUACGGGUGAGAAGGAGGGCGUUUUUGAGGCCAAGUCUCGCAUUGAGGCGAUCUACAAGGAGAUGGAGAGCAAGUGCACAACGGUGAGCAUGGAGGUGCCACGAGAGCAGCAUAAAUAUGUGUCGGGAAAUCGUGGAUCGACCAUUCAGGAAAUUCUCCAACUCACCGGUGUGUCCGUUGAAAUUCCACCCAAUGAUUCCACCACGAACACCAUUAUUCUGCGUGGACCGCAGGAGCAUCUGGGAGAUGCCCUGAGUACGGUUUGUGCUAAAGCCAAUAGCGUCAAGAGUGUGCAGAUUAAUGCACCAGCAUGGAUCCACAAGUACAUCAUUGGACGCAAAGGGGCAAACAUUAAGGAGCUCAGUGCGGAAUUUGUCAAUGUUCACGUUGAAUUUGGGGACAAUCGUAUCAAGAUCGAAGGUCCACCUGAUCAGGUGAACAAGGCUAGUGAGCAGUUGUCCGCAAUUGUCGAUGAUUACGUGAAUAAGCUCACAUACCGCGAUAUGACUGUCAAUCCGAAGCACUACAAGCACAUCAUUGGUAAGGCUGGUACGAAUAUUAAUCGUUUGAAGGAUGAGCUGGAUGUGGUGAUUAAUAUUGAGGAGAAGGAUGGGUUGAAUCGCAUCCGGAUUGAGGGUCCCAUUGAUGGGGUGCUCAAGGCGGAGAAGGAGCUAACGGAGAAGAUUGAAAAGUUGGAGAAUGAAAAGGAAAAAGACGUAAUAAUUGAUCAUCGUCUCUUCCGCACAAUUAUCGGUGCAAAGGGGGAGAAUAUCAAGGAGAUUCGCGAGCGCUUUAAGCAGGUGCAAAUUAUGUUUCCCAAUCUCAAUGAUAAGACAGACAUCGUGAAACUCCGUGGGCCCAAGGAUGACGUUGAUCGGUGCAGUAAGCAUUUGCUCAAAAUUGUCAAGGAUCUUCAGGAGUCAUCAUUCAUUAUGGAAUUGCCAAUUUUCAAGCAAUUCCACAAGUUUAUCAUUGGGAAAGGUGGUGCCAACAUCAAGAAGAUUCGCGAUGAGACACACACGAAAAUUGACUUGCCAGCCGAAGGGGAUGAGAAUGAGGUGAUCAUGAUUACGGGAAAGAAGGAGAAUGUUCUGGAGGCACGUGAUCGCAUCAAGAAGAUUCAGGAUGAGCUGAGUGAUAUUGUGACUGAGGAAAUUGUAAUUCCGCCAGAAUAUUAUAACUUUAUCAUUGGUGCUGGUGGUAAGCUCAUCUCUUCCAUCAUGGAGGAAUGUGGGAAUGUGUCAAUAAAAUUCCCAAGUCCCGAAUCGAAGAGUGACAAAGUCACAAUUCGCGGGCCAAAGGAGGAUGUGCAGAAGGCGAAGCAACAACUAAUUGAGAUGAGCAACGAACGUCAGCAGAGCUCCUUUACGGCCGAAGUGCGUGCAAAGCAGCAACAUCAUAAAUUUCUCAUUGGUAAGAAUGGGGCAUCAAUUAGGAAGAUUCGUGACAAUACGGGGGCACGUAUUGUCUUCCCAACAAGCACCGAUGAGGAUAAGGAGGUGAUCACCAUUAUUGGGCGCAAGGAUAGCGUAGAGGCGGCACGGCAGCAACUUGAGCUUAUUAUCAAGGAUAUUGAUAAUAUUGUUGAGGAUGAGAUCACUGUGGAUCCCAAGCAUCAUCGGUACUUUGUGGCAAAACGCGGUGAGGUGUUACAUCGUAUUGCUGAGGAAUGCGGUGGUUUGCUCAUCUCCUUCCCGCGUCCGGGUGUCGAUAGUGAUCGUGUGACACUCAAAGGGGCACGAAAUUGCAUUGAUGCAGCCAAGCAGCGCAUUCAGGAGCUCAUCCAUAAUUUGGAAAAUCAGGUGACAAUUGAAUGCGUAAUCCCACAGCGUCAUCAUCGUACUGUUAUGGGAUCACGAGGGCGAAAGGUGCAAGAGAUCACGGCACGGUAUGAUGUGCAAAUUAAAUUCCCCGAUCGUGAGCUCAAUAGUGCUGAAUCAAUGACGGAGCUCAAUGGUGGCGAUGGGGGUGCCACUGGUGGUGCUCCAGCUGAGGAGGCUGGUGUCCGUACGUGCGAUGUGAUCAAGAUUACGGGCAAUAGUGAGAAGUGCGAAGCCGCCAAGCAGGCACUAUUUGAUUUAAUUCCCAUCACGCAGGAAAUUAAUGUUCCCUUCGAUUUGCAUCGGUCAAUUAUUGGGCAAAAGGGGCAGAAUGUGCGUGAGCUAAUGCAUCAGUAUGAUGUACACAUUGAACUUUCACCGCCUGAUCAGAAGUCCGAUGUGAUUAAGAUCACUGGGGCGGCUGCAAAUGUGGAGGAUGCCAAGGAGGCCGUACUGAAGCGUGUUGAGGAGCUGGAGCAAGAUAGGAAGGAUCGUGAGCUGCGAUCAUUUGAGCUAAAGAUUGAAAUUGAUUCAGACUACCAUCCCAAGAUUAUUGGACGCAAAGGGAAUGUCAUCAAUCAAAUUCGUGCUGAUCACGGUGUACAGAUUUCCUUCCCUAAGAAAGAUGAUGCAGCUGACAAUAUUAUCACCAUCCAGGGGUAUGAGCACGCUGCGUAUGCAGCUCGCGAUGCAAUAAUGAAAAUUGCAAAUGCACUGAAUAACCUCGCCAAGGAGACUGUAGAAGUUGACGUACGCAUCUAUCCGCGUCUCAUUGGGCAACGUGGACGCAAUAUUCGGCGCAUAAUGGAUGAAUUUAAGGUUGAGGUGAAAUUCCCCAAGACAGGUGAUGCAAAUCCGAAUGUUGUCACAAUUGUUGGCAAUGAGGAUGCAGUGGCUGAGUGCAAGGAUUACAUACUUAAUCUUGAGGAGGAGUAUCUGCAGGAUGUGGCAGAUGCACAGCCGGCCUAUCAGCCAAUGAGUGUGAGUGACGUGUUUGAGGAGGCGCUCACGAAAAGUGGCCUUAAUCAUCGCUCCGGCGGCGAGUCUGCUGGUCAGCCGCCCAAGGGUUUCGUGGUGAAGGGGGCCCCAUGGCAAAAGAAGGCACCCAAUACGUCCUCACAUGAGGAUUUCCCGGAUUUUGGACUGGGAGCCAAUACCCCCGCCACCAAUGAUACUCCAACUCUCUCCUCGGCCUGGGGGCUUCCGCGCUAAAUGAAGAAAAAAAGAAGAAGAAGCAAGCAGAGGAAGAAUGUGGACUGGGGGGGGAUUCAUCACAAAGAUCCGUAAGUUGAAUGACAAUAUUUUUUUUAUUUAUCAUUUUUUUCAUGCAAUUUGCAAGCAAAUUUUGCUAAUUUGUGUGAUCAUUAUGUAAUGCUGAUAAUGCACAUAAAUAUUUACAACAUCAAAGUCAGUUUAGGAGAAAAAAAUCAUGAUAAGAAACUCCUCCUCCCUUGUUGCUGAUAAAGACAAAAUGUUGCCAUAGAGAAAAUCAAUUAGAUUGUGCAGCAGCCUGAUGGAAUUAUUAUUGAUGCUGGAAAGCAUAACUAUGCUGAUUUUCCUCAAUUUCUCAGACAAUCUUGACUUCUUAAGAUUUCUCAAGUUUUUUUUUUAAGGAUAACUUAAGAUGUUUUAAGUUUUUUUAAGCGAAAGUAAAGAGUUCUUAAGAAAUUUUGAGAUUUCAGGGCGGAAUUCACUAAUCAGUCGGAUUUAAAAAUUUACGUCGGUUUUUAAUUCGAUCUUAAGGUUUUCAGUCAGUUUUUUUAAGUCUGACUUGAAAAUUUUAAGUCAGUCCUAAAGUUUGUAAGUCGGUCCUAAAAUUUUUGAGUCAGAUUAACAAAUUGCAUAUUUUUCAAUAAAUUUUACAAAUUUUUAUGUUUAGAGAUUGUCAGAUGCACUUAUUAAAACUUAAAAAAUUGAAAAGUUUGCUGAUUACACUUAAUCUGACUUAAAAAUAUCAAGAUCGACUUACAAAUUUAAGACCUAUUUACAAAUUUGUAAGUAAGACUUGAAAAAACUGACUUAGAACCUAAGGUCCGACAUAAAUUUUAAGCCCGACUUUUAAUUUUCUAAAGACUAUUUAUGUGUCCUUAAGAAAACCUCAAGAUUUUUUAAAAGGAUUCCUAGACGAAAGUUUAAGAUUUCUUAAGUCUAACUCAAUCGGGCUAAACGCAUUUUUUUUCAAUGCCCAAAGAUGAUCAAGAAAAAUAUCGAGGACUACAUUGUAAAAUAAAAACGGCUAAGUCGGCUAACUUUGUAUGGGCUCAAUGUAGCCAUUCAUAUGAAAUUUAGCCCGAUUCAGCUUUACUUAAGAAAUCCUAACUUUCAUCCAAGAAUACCUACUUAAAAAAUCUUAAAUUUUUCUUAAGAAAAAUUGAGAAUUCUUAAGACAUAAAUAAAUAAAUCUUUAGAAAUUUUAAAAUUUUUAAUCUUAACUUUUGCUUAAGAAAACUUAAGAAAUUCUUUAAAAAAUCUCUAUAAUCUUAAGAAAUCUUAAAUUUUACUUAAGAAAACUUAAAGCAAACUUAUGAUUGGAAAAAAAUUCCACAAUAUUUAAUUAGAAAAUUACAUUUUAUUUAUUCAACAAAAGGAGUCUAUUCAUUUUUAGAAUUUUUGUCGUUUUAAAGCAAAUGGGUUUUUAUCCUGAUUUUAAUUAUUCGAAUCUUUGGAAAUAUUCGGAAUAUUUGUUAAUAUUCACAUGCUUCGCUAAAGAAAUCCAAAUAUUAGUUUUUUGUCUCAAAAUAGUUCAGAUUGAGGAGCACAGAAACAUAAAGGGCUCUCGGGGCUCUCGGGUUAGGUCCCGGAGCCACACCAACUUGCGUUGGUGCUCCUGUCGCAUCGCCUCUUUUUCUGAAAUAUUAAAAUUAAAAUAAAUUAGGAACACAAAAAUUAAUUUUUAUUAUAAAAUAUUUUCAGUCCCUAUUAGACCUCGGUCGCUAUCGGGCGUAUAUAAAAAUCAGUCCGCGCUAAAGUGAAUAAAAGUGAAAAAUUGUGAAGUGGCUGCAAAGUGCAAACCCCACAAACCUUACUCAAAUUCCUCAAUAAAUCCUUCCUUUUCUCUAAAUUCAAAAAUAAUUUUUCUAAAUAAAUAAAUAAUAUAUCUUGCCCUUGGGGGGGCUCCCCCCAAUGGAUGUAUUAACGGACAUUCAUAAGGGAGGUUUUCCCUCCCUUACAACAAAAACUUUCUUUAAUACCCAAAAAUUUGGGAAACACCUGUUGGUUACCAAUGGUAACAAAGAGCUAAAGAAACUGAAUGUGUUCCAAGCCUAUGAUGCUCUUCAGGUGCUCUCCCCUACGGGGAUUGCCCACGUGUCUUGGCUCCCGAGUGGCGACUUUUUAAUCACUCCAAAAUCCCAAGAGGAUUAUGACUCAAUCAAGAAGACAACAUCCAUGGCUGGUAUCAAGGUCGAGGUAAAGGAGGACAAGAAAAAUGCUGUUCAAGGUAGGAUCCAUUGCAAAUAUUUAAUUGGCAUCGAGAAGAAGGAGAUCUUGGAGCGCCUCGCGUCCCAAAAGAUCACCGACAUCGAAUGCAUGAAGACUCGCGAUGCAUGCGGGAAACUUGUGGACUCCCCUGUACACUUGCUCACUUUUGAUCUUGAUGAGGUCCCUGAAACAAUUGAUGUCGGUUUUUUGCGUGUUCCCGUCCGGUUACACGUCCCAUCACCAAUGAGAUGCCCCACAUGCUUUGUGUUGGGCCACACAAAAAAGUGGUGCAAAAUUGAAGAACCAGUAUGCGGUCGGUGCGGAUUAAAAUUGAGUGCUCACUCUGAACAACCAUGCAAAAAUCCCCCGUCUUGCGUAAAUUGCCACGGUUCGCACCCGAGCUAUGAUCGUCUAUGCCCCGAAUACAUACUCCUCGAGGGUAUCAACACUAUUAAAGUCACUGAAAAAGUAUCACUUGGUACAGCAAGAAAGCUCUUCUUCCAGAAGUAUGGAUCCAAACCUACGGUUAUCGACAGAAUAAACCAGUUGGGUUUGAAAUCUUUCGCUGAAGUUGUUAAGCAAUCCCCUCCACUCACACACAAAGGCCCUAAUGCAACAAACUCCAAACACCACACUGAUACAUCUGCACAUCAAUCCAAUCCGGAAAAUCCACAAGAAUUACAAUCUCAUAAUGACAAUAUCACACAAUCAGAUGCACAAAACACACAUGAGGCGAAAACAUCCAAACACACAAAAAAUGCAGAAUCACACACCCAGAAAAACUCAUCCCCAAAAUCAAAAAACAAGACACCAAAAA
Messenger RNA from Lutzomyia longipalpis, 7047 nucleotides. RefSeq names its product vigilin (gene Dp1). The coding region runs from base 264 to 4022 and encodes 1252 amino acids. Gene Ontology annotation, molecular function: mRNA binding. Gene Ontology annotation, cellular component: cytoplasm; nucleus. NCBI's taxonomy places the organism in Eukaryota, Metazoa, Arthropoda, Insecta, Diptera, Psychodidae. The record is from RefSeq and is a predicted model, not a curated record. The transcript is spliced from 9 exons.